Scheffersomyces coipomensis is the source of this 874-nucleotide messenger RNA. RefSeq lists its product as uncharacterized. Bases 262 to 702 code for a protein of 146 amino acids. The transcript has a single exon. NCBI's taxonomy places the organism in Eukaryota, Fungi, Ascomycota, Pichiomycetes, Serinales, Debaryomycetaceae. The record is from RefSeq and is a predicted model, not a curated record.
AAAAAAAAAUAAUAAUAAAAAAAAAAAAAAAAAAAGAAUCUUAUGAUUUACAAAACCAUUUUUUUGUUUUUACUCCUCCUCUCCUUCUUUCAUUACGCUUCUGUUAAUUCUUUUUUUGACUGUAAAUAUUUUAAAAUCAUAUAAAUAUCUCUUCAAUUCCCUCAAAUUUUAUUUAAUUUAUUUAAUCUGCUAUAAUUGAUUUUUCUUUUGAUAUUUCAAUUCAAUUAUUUUCAUAUAAUCAUAUAAUUAUACAUAUAUACAAUGGGUAUUAAAGAUACAGUUAAAAGAGCUUCCAAGAUCUUCUCUUCUGAAGAUGCUUCUAAAAUAGCCGAUGCCACCAAAUCUACUGAAACUGAAACUGCCACCAAAGUUGAAGAACCAGUUGAAGCUGCCGUUGAAGGUGAAACUCCAGCUGAAGAACCAACUGCUACUGAAACUGAAGUAGUUCCUGAAGUUGAAGCUGAUGCUAAAAAAGAUGUCACUGAAGCUGAAGCUGAAGCCGCACCAGAAGCCACUGAAACUGAAGCUGAAACUGAUAUUAAAGAUGAAGCUCCAAAAGAAGAAUCUACGGUUGAUAAAUUAGCUAAAGAAGCUGAAGCUGAAGUUAAAGAUGUUGCUACUAAAGUUGAUAAAGCUAAAAGAAGUGAUUUCUUUAAGAAAUUAGUGGCUAGAUUUAAAAAACCUGCUGUUGCUACUAAAUAAAUAAAGUAAACCUUUAUUUAUUAAUCUAAAUGUAUUUUGUUUCUAUUAUUAUUAUUUUUAUUAUUAUUAUUAUAUAUUUUUACGGUUGAUAACCUAUCUAUUUUAAUUACUACUACUAUUUAUCCUUUUUAAUUUUUAAUACACUUUUACUUCAAAAGAUAUUUUAGAAUGU